Molecule: messenger RNA, 42948 nt
Organism: Pocillopora meandrina
Lineage: Eukaryota; Metazoa; Cnidaria; Anthozoa; Scleractinia; Pocilloporidae
Source: the annotation of a GenBank genome assembly
AUGAUCUUUGUUACAGUUGCAAUAAUCGCGGAAGUAUACUCCCGAUACAUCCCAGACUUUAAUACAACCUACCGUCCUCAAGUAGAAAAAGGGCAAUAUGUGGAAAUAGAAUUGGGGCUAUGGAUGGACCCUGACUCACCUAGAGCACCUUGUGCUGAUGAGGAAUAUCUUGAGAUCCGUGAUGGGUAUAAUCAGUCUGGAAAUCUUUUGGGUGUAUUUUGUGGAAGAUACGUUCCUCGCAUUAAACUACGUUCCAGUGGAAAGAACAUGUGGUUGAGAUUUUCAUCUCACCAUGGAUACGUGCUAACGUACAAUACCUAUGAGGGAAAAGUACUAAAUGUAACAGGUAAAUAUUUGUUAGGUUUAGAUGUUAUUAUUUUCUCAUUGGUUCAGUUUAUUCAUGUCUUAUUGUGUUUUUCCUUAGUUCCUACUCACCUAGAAAAGGUCGCAAAAACUCAGUUUGUCCUGCUCAAUCAUUCAUCAUCUCUGUGGUGCCCGGCGGAAGGUGGACCAGCUCCUCGCAUUGUUUGGAGAAAGAAUGGCGCUGUUGUGCAAAACAGCACUAGCGUGCGACUUCAAAUCAACGUCACUGAAGAAGAAAGAAAUACAAAUUACAGCUGCGAAGUGGACGACCAUGGCCUGUUGAAGAGGAAAAACAUCAGUCUUAUUGUUGAGAGUAAGUCUCAAGUUACAUCUUUACUUCAAGGGGAUCUCAGUUGUUGCGUAUGCUUUUGGUAAACCUUUCUCUUUGUCUUGUGUAGAUUUUAGGAAUUUUUGGUUUUAGAAUAAAACCUUCUACAAUUUUAUUCAAGGGUAACCUAAAAAGUCACAUUUAAUAAGUAAAACACAAAAUAUCUAAGUUUCUUUUUUUUUUUAAUUAUUAAAAGGUUAGUUUUCAUUCUUUUGCUGUUAGAAAAUUAUUAAUUGACUCGAUUGACCGCUGCCUAAGAAAAAGCGCCACAUGUAAGAGCAAGGAUAUCGAAAAGCGCUGCAUCUAAGAGAGUGACGUUCAUUCAAUCCACUAUACUCUGUUUAGUAGCCACUGUUUUGUCUUUCAACAAACAACGUUGAUUUUCUUGUCUAAGGUACCAGUCUGUCUCAAAUAGAUUACGCUCUCCUUGCUCUAAGCAGAUUAUUUAUUGAAUACAUUCUGGUGCAGUGUUUUUCUUAUAAACAUUGUGAAAGAAGUCUUGAGAAAACGAAGUUGUAGCAGCCGUUGUAUCUAACUUAGCAGCCAUAGAAGGAAUAGAAGGGGACUCGCGUUUGAAAUUGUACUGGAAGUCAGAUAUGCAAUCUGUUACCAUUAUGAAGGGGGGUAAACCAAUUAGGAGGAACUCCAUAGUGCGGCUUUGUCCAAGAAAUUUAUCAUGUCUUGAUCUUUCUCCUCGUUAGAGAGAGAAUCAAACCAGGUCUCAAACAACAUAUUCCUCAUAAUUUUGUUACUGUUUGGUUUUCAUCGAUUUCUGACCAUUAUUAAUUGAUUUAUAUAAAUUAGAAAAAGGAAAAAAAAUUGAAUUGUUGUAUAAAUUUUUUUUUUUCAUCCGUUGAUCACACUGAGAAACUAAUCCAAAUAACAUUGAAAAUGGGGAACUGAUUUUCCCUUUCUCACAUGACGAAGCGUUUUGAAAAUAAUACUGUCUGCAAUCGAUCUGUAUUUGACGAUUUUCGCUGUGAUGCCAUUAAAAACUGUACUGUUCAAACUAUUGAAUACUCGCAAAAUCGUUCAGAAUGGAUAAAGACACAACUAGCAAAAGUGGCAAGGCGGCGUCAGUGCGGGUUUUCCCGUGAGCUCAAAUGUAGCUACCAGAAAGUGAUGCAAACACCUGCUGUCAAUUUUCAUUUAAAAAGUGAUUAGUGGACGAUACCCAUUGCUAGCCUGAAGGUAUUUUCCAUUAUUUCGACCACGCAAGAGGCAAUGCACGCUAGAAAAUUUGUGUAUAGAAAAGUGAGAGCCGUUUUUCGGUCAGCAUAGCCAGGAAACAGAGGAUUAGUAGGUCAGUCUAUUUGGAUCUCUUUGAAAGUGAGAAUUAAAAGUAGGUUCGGUUUGUUUGAAUCUAUGUAGUAAACAUCAACGGCAAAAUUUACAACAGAUCAAUGUUAUCUUUCAACAGAUCAAACGCAAAAUACCAAAGAACAACAGAUCCCAAUAAUUAAGUAUUUUAGAUCAUUUUCAUACCUGGCGAAUAAAAUCCUGCAUUAACGGCUGAAUAUUGAUUACAAAUGAGAUCUGAAAUAUGUCAUCUAUUUCGAUAAGGGAGCAUAUUAAUUUUGGAUGAUUUUGAACAAUUCUUAGCUAAACAGAUGUUACACUUUGUAACAUGCCAUCAUCGAUUUCAUACAAUAGCUUUCAGUUGAUAAUAUCUUUGAAUAGAAGGGAGCUAUUGAAAACAGAUAUGAUUCAAUCAAAUUUUAAUGGAAGCCUGUUUUUGUUUGUCAGAGUGCCCUCAACAGUGCCAAUGCAAAGUCCUUAAAGGUAUCAUGAGGAGCUUAGUAUCGGCCGAUUGUGGAACGAAACAGCUUAAGUCAAUUCCACAGAAAAUUCCCCGAGCAACAGGAAAACUGUAAGUACCUAAUGCACCAUAUAAGUUUAGGUAACGACAUGAUUUCGAGUGCUAUUUGGUGUUAAUAAGCACCAAUAAAUUUUCAAAGACAACAAAAUUGCACGAGUCCGUAGGGCGAGUACAAUGUGUAGUCUUUGACAGAUUUAUAUGUGUGCUUAGUUGCACCAAAUUGCACUCGAAAUCAUGUCGUUACCCGUUAGUCUUGUUUAUGAUUUCCAUAUGAAAAACUGACCACAGAAAGUCAAGAAGGACGAAAUUUUGGCAGCGCACGCGCUAUUUAGAAUUUACAUGAAAAAUGCAAUCGUUUUCAGCCAAUCAGACGCGCGUAAUUUUUUCAUGUAUACAAUUAAGCCUCAAAUUUGGCUUUGGAAGUAGCAGAAUUAUUCCCUAAAGUACGAGAGGUUAUGCUAAAGACAAAAUCAUUGUAAGGUCGUCUGUAGUUUUAUAAGAAAUUUCAUAAGAAAUAAGAAGAAUUACAUUCCAUAACUGUUGAACCAGAUACGUCGGGAGAUUCCCUUUCUAUCUUCAGUCAGAUUGUCGAAAAGAAAGAAGAGCCAACCGAUUUACCUAGCAUAUCUAAAAGUUGUUAGAUUUUUAUACUUCUGUCACUAAUUAGAAUGUAAAAAAACCAAUGAAUGCAUAUUCAAUGCAUUUGAAAAUUUUACAUAGGUUGAUUUUCAGUCAGAUUUAUACAGGAGUUUGAGAUAUUGACUUUGUUUUACUUUUGAUCACGAAUUUCUUUGCCGGUUUUUUUUUUUGGACACUCAUUCGGUAAAGACAGAUGAUGGUUUUAUUCGGCUAGCUGCUGAUUAUCCUUUUAUAAUUUGAGUUGAAACUGACUUUCUUUUUGGCUUCAGCACGCUCUCAAACAACAAACUGAAGCACUUGCCGAAGGACGUUUUCAGCAGAAAUUCUGAUUUGCUAAAAUUGUAAGUCAUGUUGACUUUGUCAACUUCAUUUGUAUUUUGAUGUAUUGAAGAUUAACGGAUAGAAAAUAAUGUUUCAUUCAGUGAAGUUUUUUGGGUGCGUUUCGCAAAUCAAAAUGCAUAAAUUAAAUUCAGCUAAUUUGCGAAAUUCAUGCACUUUGAUUUGCAAAAUUCACUUUAAAAAGUAAGAUAUCCGCUAUUCUAUGCUAAGAUCCACGCAUUGAGCUUGAUCAUGGCAAUAGUAAGUUAGACCUUACAGCCCACAUGCAGCUGUUUAGUAGGUGAAAGGAGAACAAAAACAACAACAACAGCAACUACAACCUGACAAAGAAAACCCGUUGAAUCUAGUAACGAAAUUGGUAUUCCACGAGCGCCAAAGGUAUGAUUUUGUUAGGAGCUGUGAAAAAAAAAACUAAUGCCUAGACUUUCUAAGGGCAUCGUCGUCCAAAAACUAGGUGGCCAAAUGUGAACAUUUCUCCUGGAUAUAAACGAAGUAUUUCCAGAGAUAACCUUUAAGUGAUAUGUAAUUUCUGAGUGAUGAAUAAACUUUGAUAAACUGCAUCCGCUGUAAGAUUCCAAAGGCACUAGAAGGCAACAGUGAAUAAACCACUUAGGAACGGUUGGAUACAAGCUAAGCGCAUUGACAUUAUUGUUGAUUUGCUGUUAAUGAACAGUCUAAGGCAACCGUUUGCAAACAUUGCCCAUGAACAGUUAAAGACCAUCGCUAUAAUACUGCUGAUGAAUGCUUCACGAUGGUUGCCACAAAACCACUGUCGCUUGAAAAACAGCUUCUACCGCCGCUCAGGAAUGCCCUUAGCUUUAGGUAACUGCCUCAUCACCGCUAAAGGAACCUACUUAUACGGCGACGAGACAGCUAAGAAAAAAUGGAGAUAUUCUCUAGUAAAACGUUAAUGAACACUUGAAAUAGACCGCAACAGAAGCGCUCAGAACUGCAGCGAGCGACUGCUGUCAAACUGUUGUAGAACCCUAACGUGACACUUUUUAGUAGGUUGCAAUACUUCCCGUGAGUCUGCACUUGCCGCCGACCAGAAUCCUCUAAGGUCGUCAUGAUUAUAUUGGAUUUUCACUAACUAGAUUAUGACGAAGAAAACGAUUAAGCUUUGAGAAGAAGUAGAGUUUUUGAGAACGGAAUCUUGUUAAAAUAAAUAUCGAUAAAGUUUGCAGAUGGUAUUUAUGGUUAUAUUAUUGUUGAAUGCUAUAGAGAUAGACCAAUUGACUAAAUUUGAUUUAGAAUUGGAUAUGUAUUUGUGUUUCAAUUUUUCUGUUUGCUAGAUUUUGUUUUCUUUAACCCUCUUUGUAACCGUCAUUCAGUAACAAGUUAAUCAUCGUGGCCCUCAGGGGAAUGGGGAAAGGGCGUGGAUGCCUUCAUCGCACCCUCCCCCCCCGGUCCUGUCCAUACACGUCUACACUGACCCUGAAGAUCAAAUGAAACGCUCUUUAUAUUGGACCCAGUUUAAGCCUUCGGAGCUAACCUCUAUAUUCAUAGGAAAGAAGUCACUUAAAGCUGUUACACAAAGUGAGACAGAAUUACUUCUGAGCGCAGCAUUGAAAUUACUAUAAGAAUAUGAACACUUGCUUCUGAUCCUUGCUGUGGAGGAAAAAUUGAUGUUACAUGUAUUUACUAUCCUCUAAGAGAUUCAAAAACAUUGCGGGUGUUUCCGUGUGCAUCAUUAUCAUUGCAUAUUAAUUAUUGUUGCUGGUUCUGGUAAACAGCAAAAGCCUUGGUCAAAUUAAGCUCUGGUAUUUUCGGAAAUUAUCUUAAGUUAUAUAAUUAAUCAUUUCAAGUGUGCACACUCCCUUUAAUCGAGGCCAAGUGAAAGAAAAUCGUUUUUGGUCAGCUUAUUACGAAAACCCUUUUAAUGGCUCGCUGUACAAGAGCAAAAAAAUCAUGACCGUUACGGAGGCUUUUGAACAAUUUUCCUAAUUUUCAUAAACCCAAGGUUUAAUGAAGUCGAAUAGUUUCUUUCCAUGCCGCAGGAGUUCACCAUUUAACUUUCCGGUAUUUUAAAAACAGUCGUAACUUUAACUGUAUGUGUUUCCUACUUGAAAGCGAGUUUGGUGAUCAUACCUUUUUUUCAUGUUAAAUUGCAAUCAGCAUAUAAAGAGAUAGGUUUUGCUGAGAGUUUGAGAACAAAAAAGCAUGUGAGGUAGUCUCAGUGCCCCCUUAGCUUUUCGGUAAUUUAAGGUGGGUCCAAAUUUAUUCCUCUAUUCCUCUCCUUUAAAUAUUGGGUUCACCGCACUCGUUUUUGAGUGAUAGACACGGAAAGCUAAAACUGGGUGACACUGUAUUAGACUGUAGUGUUGCUAUAGUAAUUUUUUGAGCCAAAAAAACUAUUUAAAACCUGUUAAGCAAUAAUUUUCCACAGAUAUUCCUCACAGAUGUGGAAUUGGCCGAAAAUUUCAAACUAAAUUGUUGGAGGAAGUGUACUGAUCUAUUAGUUGAUAAAAGUUAUCUUGAUUAAAUGAUCACUGCUCCAUCGGAAAGGUAAAUGGCAUAAGGAUAAUCCUGAUAAAUCUACAUUUCCGUAGAUCAGCCAUUAUGAAAUCGGAAAAUGUUUUAAAGUUAAAGGAAAAACUCAUAGCAAGUUCAUUUUUGCGUGAGGCUCAAAUUAAAAAGCACCAUACGGACAGUGCAAGUCCUUAAUUUUUUUGUAAUCUAUGUAAUUCUAGUUAACAGUGGAGUAAAUAAAGUAAUCAGGUAAUUUGGUAUUAUUAACCGAUUUGUUAACGUGAAUUGGGCAUCGUAAUUAGUUUCAAAGCCGCGGUUUCAAGCGUUAGCCCUUCGUCAGAGAAAAUCGCCAAUUUACGUUAUCAAAUCAGUUGAUAGUUCCAAAUUAUCCUAUUAUACUCUUCCACGUAGCACCAGAGUUUCUUUAGAAACUUACUCCCUUUAUAAAUAGAUGAUUGAUUUGUUAAUUUGUUCCUAGGGACCUGUCCAAGAACGAGUUGCAGAAGUUGCCAGCAGGGGCCUUUAGUAACAACACAAGGCUAGAAUAUCUGUAAGGAGGACGUUUCUUUAGCUUACGAACAUUCAUUAAUGAUUUUUUGACCAUGCGCCGAUGUAUAGAGACAUGAUAUGGGCUUUCGCAUCAGACUGAGUUGGAAUCUAAACAUCCUGUCAAAAAAUAUAAAAUAACACAAUAUUUCUUAAAUUGGCAACUUGUCUUUUGCAACUUAGUCCACUUAUAUUACAUAUUUAUCUGGAGUCUCCGGUAAGAGACUUAUCUUCAUGCUUGGGGGACAUAAGUGUACCACUGCAACUAGAUAACAAAACGUCGUUUAUCAUGGUUAGAUCUAGUUAUGAAAUUAAUUCAAACAAUACAAUUCGAUGAUGCUCACUUUGAGUCGCCAAUUCCUUCAACAUAACGACAUAACUGGUAAAUAAUCUUCCCUGUUCAACCGCCUUUAACCCAGUGCGUCGAUAAUAAUAUUUCAUAUUCCUAGGGCGGUGUGAUUUUACCAAGGAAUGUUUUUGCUUUAAAACAUGCGUUAUCCAUUAGGAUCAUGGCGUGCCUGUGACAUAACAGUUUGGAUUCCGGUUACAAGCUUUUAUUUUGGUUUUGGAAACUUUUUUAGUUCUAUAUUAGACAGCUUAUUCAUGCGUUGAGCACUGUCAUCGAACUUUCCCCGCAAAAGCUGUCAACUUUACGAAUAUCCUUUAGUUUCAAAGCUUAAAAUUAAACAGAGCUCUGGAGAUGGUCCAAGUGGUAGUCUCGGGGUGGGAUUUAUUUGAAACGUUAACGUCUCUAGGACAACCUCGGCCGAAUUGAAUUGAAGGAACAUGGUUUAUCUAUACUCCUUCUUAUAAAAAAACGUUACAAAGUCAAAUUUCCGCUCUCUCAAUGGCAAGCACGUCAGCGAACCAAUCAUGUUUCCUGGGAAUAGCUUGUAGUAGAUUUUAGUCAUUCGAUUUUUUCUAGAUUAAAAUCUAUUUUUCUUAUCUUGAUUUUACUUAUCAAAUGGAUGACGCAUGAAGGAGAGUUAAAAAAGUUCAUUCUUCGCACCGCCGUCCAAUGGGCAAAAUAAGUUUUUCGAUCCACUCUGCGCUUGAAAAACACACUCCUUCGCGCAGGUGACGCUCGAGCUUAGCUUCAAAAUAACCUCUUAGUUCGGCUUCAUCAACAUUCAAAAUUCAAACGCUUUUUUCAAUGAGCCAAAUGUUUUUCGACCCAUUCCUCGUCUUUUUAUAAUCACGCUCUUUCAAACUGUUUACGCAUGCGCCAAGCGAUAAACUCUUUCUGCGACUUUAUCGACAUUUUUGACCCUUUCAGCAUCUUUACAAUCACACCUUAUUUGUGCAGUUUUCUCUCGAAUUGCCCAUGAAAUUCUUUCUGUGACCUCUUUCAGCCCAAAACGGCUUAGUAAACAAUCAAAAUCACAAACAUUCGCGCUCUGGUUGCGAGAACCAAACAGUUACCUCUUUACAACUUCAUAACCAUUCCAUAUUCAAAAACUUCCGCGCCAUUUUCGAUUGACCCGAAGUAAUGUUUCAAUCCUUUUCGCGUCCUUUUGAAAAUGACACUUAAUGCACUGACGUUUCGCAAGCUAUACGAGAAACCCUCUUUGACAUUAUCAACAUUCAAAGUUAAAAAACAUGGCAAGCCCAAACAUUUUCCGACUCAUUCCUCGCCUUUUUGAGAAUCACACUUUUUGCGCUUUUGCCUCCUGUACAAGAGAUUAUAUUUUUUUUGUUCCCGUACCAGCCGUAAAACUACCUCUGCUGCCUGCGUUGUAGGUCUUUUUUUUCUCUUUUUUUUUCAACUUAAGGUAGACGAAAAAGAAAGUUGUCUUAACAACCUAAAUUGCGAAAACAGCGCGACGCUUUUGCAGCGGUAAUCAAUCACCUCUCUCUUCCCCGACCGCGUCGCUUUGGUCUUUCAAUCUCUGACAAAUUUCAUGAUGGAUGGAUGUCAUUCAAUGGAAAAUUAGUGCUCGUGGCUCAAAUGAAAAUUCAGUUAGUGUUUAGUGUGUUAAUAAAUCUAUGCUGAGAGUUCUGAAAGAAUUUCAGAUUACAUUCAUGUGCUAAUAUCAACGUUACUCUUCAUUGUUUCGACUGAAAGAUUCUCUCUGGUCACUUUUCGUUUCAAUAAACUAUUCGGUCUUAUCACCAGCAAGAUUAAAGGAAUAUAACAACAGGUGAUUUAAAAUGAGUCCUCCAUCUUUCAAUAUGCGAAUUUUAAUCAUCGACAAGCAAUUAAUCUGAUCAAAGUUUUCGCCAUCUUUUAAAAUUUGUGUCACUGCUUAGAAAACCAGAUGGUGUGCCUUGAAAUGUCGGUAAAUUAAUUGAACGAUGUUAUUUUGCAUCAGAAUCUAUCAAGGAUAGAGUAACUUGAUCUAAUUAUCCACUAAUGCGAGGUAAAUGCAAACGUUAUUAUCAUUUUGAAAAAGCAUCGGGUGCGUUUAAGAUGUAGGAAAACACACGUCGCAGACAGCAGAGUUCACGCUUCUUUGAAAUGACUUAUUUAUUCCAGAAACUUGUCCAAUAACCGGUUACAGCAUUUAACGCGAGGAGUGUUCGCUGGCAUCAAGAUUCCCUACGAGGGGCUGUUGACGCUGUAAGUAAGACUCCUAUAUUGCAAAUCAACGUUGAUGAAAAGCAAAACAAAUAAUCGGAAAUCAAUAAAUUGAAAUUGAAUUUGGUUAACUAUGGAGCCAAACAUCCAGUAGCUCGAGCCACCACUUUCAAACCGUCUUGAUCAGUAGAAAACAUUUAGCCCAGGGGUUCCUUAAAGUAACCGUUGAAAUUUGUGUCCAGAGGGGUUGAAAGGAUGCAGCUUUUUUUAAGAUGAUUUCAAAUAUUUCGUUAAGUUUAUCAAUAAGCGAGUUCGAUUCAAUUUAAUAAAUGAAACCGAAUAACUAAUGAAUCUAUUAUGAUCACGAGCGACGUUAAUCCUAAAGAGACAUUUCAAAUCGGUAAACAGCUUCAGCACAUAAAGUUUAUUUUAACAAUCUGUUUAUUACUUCUUCAAAUUAGAUUUUCAUUCCAGCCAAGUAAUCGAAAUAUUAUGUGUCUUAUGGUUUUGAAAUCAUUAUCUCUACUCGGAUUUGCAGAUAGUAUCAACCUCAGAAAAUGCUGAAUAAACCAUGCUAUUCGGCCUUAGAAUAAAGGAAUAUUAGUAAGGCCAAGUUAACUUUUCAAUAAGAUAUAUCCGAUAAUGUUAAAAAUAGUUGCACAUUAUUUAAAUCGUACCGAGAGUUUUUUUAAUUAUAUACUUUGUCAUGCACCAUGCAGAUAUUCCUUUAAAUCUGAUUUAUAAUUCAUAUAAAUUACAACGGACUGACUCAACAUUAUUCUUUAACACGAGGUUGCUUUUGAGAAAGAGCCAUCGUGACUUAUUUUCGGUCGCUUCGAACACUUUUUUUUUGUUUGUUUUUUUUUAAAUACGUGAAUCAACCAGCACGUUGUAUCAAGGGUAUCAAGGUUCUUUCAAACCGAUAGAAAUUUUUUGCAAAAUGACGCGUACUAACGAUUCCAAUCGACAGAACAUGUUGCUAGUGGAGCUUUUUAUCGAAACUUUACAAAAGAAAAACUGUCCGAAUCAGCUGUUGUGAUAUAUUAAUUUUAAAACUAAGCACGAAACCAUCUUUUUACAGUGUCAGCUACUGUUACAUCGAUUGCUCAACUCUAGUUCGUUCAUCAGCAUGUUUGAAGGGUAUCUUUGGAAUAUUUCCCCAUCUUUGAUUUUGGCUUGGUUCUCUUAACAAAAAUAGAGAGCUAAAAUGUUUUCUUCUUUGUGCAUUGUUUACGGUGUCGAAGUUUAUUCUGCUCUGGCCCUUUCCUGUACUGCGAAAUUACGGCUUGAUUGUAAACACAAGAAACUUCUUUAGUUGCGUUGAUUAGUUGGGCUGUAGUACCGUCGCAUUGCAUUAAAUGGUAUGUAAGUUUUUCUACCCAAAACGUUCCUUCCUGAAUUGAAAGGACACUCUAAGGCACUCGGUAGUAAGUGGAAUCUAUAUGUGAGCAACACAGUUUAUUCAGUGCAGAGGAUUUGACAUUGUUUUGAGAAAAAAAAGUCAAUAAUCGUCUUGGCCUUGUACCACUACUCGAUUUGAAGAUGGCAGGAAGCGAUUGUCUCGGAGUAUUGCUCCUCCUUGGUGGAUAGCAUUCAUACAUGAGCGAAGCAACACUCAGCCCUGGAAUAUCUUAUUAACAAAGCUACUCCUUAACAUUGAUGAGACUGGGGUAUUUUAAAGAUGAUAAUGAGAAUAAUAAUAAUAAUAAUAAUAAUAAUAAUAAUAAUAACAAUCAUAGUAAUAAGUCUAGAUGUGCAAAUUCCAUGAAAUUUUCAAAAGCGCAUCACAAGAGUUAAAAUAUUACAAUCAACUAAAGCUAUGAAGUGAAGGGAAUGUGAAUGAAAGGUUACCACAACGACUAAAUCAUAGUUAAAAGAGAAAUUUGAACUAUAAUAAAACGCUCUGAUUAAAAAUGCCCAUUAAAAAAGAUGCGAUUUCGAAAUUAGUUUUUCACUCCCCAUAUUCAGAGGAAGUGCAUUCAAGUAUUUUAUAAAAACAAGUUCAUCCAGGCUAGCUUCAGACUUAAAACAGGUAUGACUAAGAACGGGUCUGUAACUGGAAAUUCCGAGAUCAUAAUUUGGUAAGAAUGAGCUAAAAAGUUCUCAUUUAACGAAUCAUAAAAGUAAUUCGAAGUAUUUUAAACUCCAUUCUUUUUCUUAUCAGUAGCCAAUGUAAUGAAAAACUGAGCGACGUUAUAUGACAAAAUUUUUGUUCUCUGAAGAUCAGUCUAGCCCAAGCAUUCUUUAUCCGCUGAAGUUUAGGUCCUAAUAAUGAGGUAUUUCGGUCUUAUUUUAGUUUAGAAAUGAAAAGCUGAUAUAUUUGUGACGUUCAACAUCCAUGAAUGGAUGUCCCUUGAUGUUCGAGUCAACAACACGAGCACUGUUCGAUUCGGUCUUAUUGUUGUUCAGUUUAGGAUUCGUUCAACAUCGCAGUGUUCGAUACUUUUCAUCGUAAGAAAUGCGUUCAUAUCAAAUGAUCGCAGCUUUCUAAACGCGUUUAAUAAAACAUGGUUAACUUUAAGGGUGGUCGAGUUGUUUUCAGUCUGAAUAGCAGUCUCAGAUUAAACGAAAACAGGAUUUCAGGCAUACAUUAACAGCUGCUUAAGUUAUCUGAGUUCCGCGUAAUUUUCAGAUCCAAUACAUGGCCCAGUCCAUGUGUUGAUUCCGACACAUGUCGCGUUAAUGAUAUCGACUCCAAUAAAUCAAAAAAAAAUGACAGGCCGCUGUGUCAUUGCGAUCAUCAACGCGGAUAUCGAAAUCAUCAGUUAAGAAAAGAGGAUCAUGAGAAAAAAUAAUAGGUUCCAAAAAUCUGAAAACUCCUCAAUAAAACUGGUAAUUCACGAUAUAUUAGGACAAAUCUGAGACGUGAAUUUCGAAGAUUUGAUGGAGACGAGAGAGUCGGAACAUUCAAAUGACGUUCUUGAACGAAUUAGAGUUUGCGAAAAAAGCAGCCUAAUCAUUUUAAAUCUCGUUUUCUUUUUUAAAUUUCAAAUGACCUCGUUUUCCUGUUCAAAUGGCUGAGUGGUAUUACCGAUCUCAAUGUUCAUGAUUUUGUUUCCUUUUUCAUCUCACGGGCGGUGCCUUGCAUAGGUCCUUGUGUCCCGUUCGCACCAGUCCCACUGUGUCCCCGAAUUUUUUUUGUCUGCUUUUCUCUCUCAAUUAAUGUUUUUGCUUUAUCUUGUAUUUUCGAUUUUUAAGGUAUAUUGUAUUGUUAUACCAAUAUUAUAUAAGUCAUGCCCCAUAAAAAUGUUAAAAAAAUAAACAGAAGAAGCGUACCCCCACUUUCACGAUCACUCUUGGGACAAAUAAAUAUAGCUUGAAGCCAGGAGAAGCUAUCGCAUUGCAAAUUACAGGGUCGUUAUCCGAUAACAAGGUUUCAGUUUUUACAAAUAAGUCGACAUUACAUUGAUAGACGCAAACAGCAAAUAAUGCAGAUUUGUUAGCAAUACAGCGAGUAUUCAACGUGCACACAGUCAGAUGAGUAUAGCUGUUGUUGUCUAAUGAAGAUUGGAUACACACUUUAUCUGCGCAAGAUUGGAAUGGUUGUGAUGGUUCCGUCGUCUACGUUUCAAAGUAAAACUAUUUGUUGUUAAAGUCGCGAUAAGUGGACCAGCAACAAGUGUUGCCACAAGUUGCUGAGCGAAGGCGAGUGAGGUUAAAGUGAAGUAUGGUGUGUAAGAUCUCCGACGAGUAAAGUCAGUAUGCCUUCUUGUAGAAGAUGAAAUUCCAAGAUGGUGGGUCGAACUCAACGCUGACUGAUAGAUUGCAUGACGCAUAUCUCUUCUACCCGAGAUCUUUGUGCCUUCAUCAAUGUUUAGGACACGAUAUACACAGGAAAUGAAAUUAUCCGAUAAAAUAGGGAGUAAUUUAAACAACAGCGCAGAGCGAGUAGAAAACGGAGGCAGCUUGAGCCGGUGAUACAACGACGACUACACGCGACUGCGCAAACUGAUCUGUCUCUAUAUGUUGCAUACACACAUGCUCCUUUGCCGUCUCUGAUUUCGCAGCCUUCGGUGAACGUUCACACAUGCUUCUUUGCCACUGGGAUCACUGGACUUUUCUCUGGUUUAGCUGUCUCCAAAGUAAAACAAAAAACAAAAAAAAACGAGAAUACAGAGAAUACAACUGGGGCGUUUCAUUUGAAGAACGAGAAGCCUUUUGCCAAUGGCUGCAAAUCUGCUAAAAACCAGCUGCGAUCAGUAAAGAUGUUGUUUGGCUCUGAGCUGAUUUGCGACACUCUCGUGUGACACUUUCGCGUUAGUCACUAUUGCGUUACAACGUCGGGAUUGACCUUUGGACCGAUCAUGGGUGUUUUUAUUGUCUUCUCAAACUAUUGCUACGUUUUGAUAAAUAAACCAAGUCGAAGGUUUCAUUUUUGCGUAAGCGUUUUUCUUGUAUAAUUUUUCCGUAAAAUCGCCCGUAAUGGAUGGGAGAUGCAUUAAGUUUUUCACGCAACACGAGUACCAAGUACGAUAUAAAAAAAUAAAUAAAAGUUAUCGUUGUAAAAGUCUAUCGGUUCAAAACUCAGCAGAACUCCACAUUGUUUGCUCAUUAGUUUGAUGCAAAGUAAACUCCGCUAUGUAAUUACGCAUUCACUGAUUUGAAUUUAAGAUAAUAAUAGGCACUUUCAAGAAAAGUACCAAUUUUCACUACAUCUCUAAGUAUACGAUUUGUUGCGUUGACUUGUUGAUUAUAGGGACUUGUCCAACAACAAGUUACAAGAUCUUCCUCCAAGAGUAUUUGCUGGCAUUCACGCUUAUGACUACGCUAAAAUAGGGCUGUGAGUAAGAUUGUUCUUCUGUAAAUCAAAAACUACUUAAAAGCAAAAGGAAAAGUGAAAAACCAAUAAAUAUAACAGAAGUUAUGCAAGGAGCCAACAUCCUCUAGGAGUCAUCUCUCUAUACGUGGCCCUUACUGCCUAUAGGAUCCCAUUACGUUUCUUUUUUCACUAACGGUAACGAAAUAGUUUUCCGUCGCACUGUAUAUACUAUCUUUCUUUUCAAAAUCAGAAAAAAAAAACACAUUAUAAUGCGCAUUUAUCUAAGAGUUCAUAACAAUAACUGUUUAGAUGUGUGACCAGAAAGAUUUAACAAAGAAAGAAGUCGUGAAUCUGCUCUGUUCCUUUGUAAAUUAAAGCACGCAGAAAGUGGCUAGAGCACCAAAGAAGUGUGGGGGAAACAAGAGACGUAGUCGAGUGUUUCUGCCUACUUCUUGAGUGAUGCGCAAAUUCUGUAACAUCUUCAAAUGCACAUAACAAUUUAAGAGUUAAAAUAUCACAAGCAACUAAAGCUAUGAAGAGAAGGAAACAUAAAUAAAAAAUUACUACAAAGACUACGCUGCGAUCAAAAGAAAAACUUCCACAACAACAAAACCGUAUGAUAGAAAUGCCCGUCUAAUAAACAACUGCGUUAGUUAUUGUUGCGUUGCAACAUUGUGAUUGACGUUUGAACUAAAUUUCAACUCCACCCAAUUAAACGAAACUCGUCCGUCUCAUGAUUUCGAAAUUGUUACUUUUAAUAAGAUUAGCAGAUGUUAAGGCCUUCAGAAAAUACCAAGUAAAUAAUAUUAUUCAGCCCCAGGAUAAGUUUACUUAAGUAAACAGCUUCAGUGCGGCUAAAGCCAAGUUAAAUUUUGGAGAGUCAAUGAAGGUACAUAAAAAAGUCCUAACUUUUAAAUCAUAUCAAUAUGAAGUCAAACACUAUUAUUCAUUAAGCAGAAAAUUAUUCUCUGUGUAAUAGCUUACACUUUGUUGUUGUAAUUGUUGAUUAUAGGAACUUCUCCAACAACCAAUUAAAGAUUCUAUCUUCAGGAGUUUUUACCGGCCUUAAAUUCUUUCGAUAUGCUUCUCUGAACCUGUAAGUAAGACUGUUAUAUAAUUAACCUUUGAUUUUACAUUUGUUUAAAGGGACCAAAAGUAGGUCAAGGUCUACAACUUACCCAGUUAAGUGUCGGGAUGACAUGGGAGGAAGAAAGGGUGUAUAGAUGCUGGGCUGACUCCUCAUCAACCCAUGAGGUGUUGCUUACAGGAAUGACAGCAAAGUAGCCGGACAUGCGUGGUGAAAACCAUCAAGCCACGUAGAUAUGAGUCUGAAAAAUUAAAAUCUAUCACUUCUCUCUGUCAUGAAAAGAACCCUUUUUUUUAUCGUGUAUCCGGUUAAGACGAGGAGCUCAUAAAAAUUGACUCGUCAUUGGGCGUGAUUUUCCGGGUAAAUGGAAGUUUCGAAAGAAAUGAUGUCAUCUUUUGAGACAAGCGUUUUGUAACCGUGGGCGUGAGUCAUCAAACGGAAUCAAGUGCAUAGUCACGUGUUAUUUGAAUGAAUAAAGUUCAGCCCUUUAUUUAUAAUUGGUCAUCUCCGUGAUGUCUAUCGUUUGAUUUCCAGAUUUAUAACAUUUCAUCAGUCUCUUUUGGUUGAUUUUGAUCCGUCUGUCAUCACACAGGGUCUUCCAAUUUAAAGUAACAAAAGCUUUGACUAUUUCGCUUAGAUCUUGAAAGUUCACAUCAGCUUGGUGUCAUACUCUUGAUUCUACUGUUACCUUUGGCAAAAUUGAAAAUUUUAUCAGAUACUUUUUUACCUUAAUUGAACUUGAUCAUGAGGAAUGCGGCUCAAUAUGUGACCCCAACUUUUGGUCCAAAAUAAUUGCCAUAACAUACACCAGGCACUGUAAUUUGUGAAAAGUACGGCGUCACUGAAGGAAACAAUAUGGCUUCGUGAACACCUUUAGUUGGACAUCAUGACUGGAUGCUCAAGAUAAAUAGCCAUUUAAACAUGCAGUGAGACUGUCGCUCUCGGUGAUCGAAUGGAGACGAAAUUGAUCAUACAAGCCUUAACCGAAGAGUCUUACUUCGAAGGGGUGAGGGGGCGAGGCGGGGCGGGACGGAGGAAUUACCGUAAUUAUUGCGCAGUGAUCGCAAUUUAUUUCAAUCAAAUGAUUUCCUGCAGUAGUUGUUUGCGUUGUCGUUUUUGUCAACAUUUGGGAAGUCGCUUGGGAGGCAACAACUAACACUUGAUGGAAUUUCGCCACCAUGUCAAGCUGCAAGCUGAAAAGUUCAAGUACAUUUUGGAGCGCUCGGAAGUACGUCAGGGGGCUAUCCCCAAAUAACAGAGCUUUUUAAAUACGAGUAUGCGUCGUAAUUUUCUUGACAGUGUACAAGUACUCGAAUCCAAGAUAGCCUAAAUUCUCCUUACUAAUUCUCCUUACUGUCUUCUAUACAAUUCUUCUGAUGUUAGUUUGGAGGAUUUGGUAUCCGAUCAAUUAACAAUCCCCUAAUUAAUAUUUUUCUUUAUUCUCACCUUUUGGCUGCCUCAUAAUGUAUUGAUAUUGUAAGGAGAAAUUCUGUUCUGGUCAAUUACGGGAGUUAAAGAAUUUAAAAGGAGAAGCCUAAGAAACUGAAUGGAAAAUAAUCAAAUUUUGGAUCGUUCCGCCCUGCCAUUUUGUUGCUCCGUUAUUCGUCCGUAUUUCCCCUGGACUGCAGUAAAAUACCGUCUCAUCUUUUUCGCGCUUCACUGUCUUAAUAUGGCAAAAUGGCGUCAUAUUGAACUGAUAAGAGAAAAAUAAAAUUCCGCCCGGCAUCACCAAACAGCUCUAAGCUAACGCUUUACUUUUUGAUGAUUUUAUGGUUCUAGGGACCUUUUCUUACAACCAAUUAGAGGAAAUAUCAGAAGGAGCUUUUACAGGCCUUGAAGAUGUUUUCUUUACACUGUAAGUAGGGCUGUUCCUUUGUAUGUCUAGAAAAGAGCAUAAUAUAUAAAGAGUGAUCAUGAAUAGACUGAAUUUAAUUUUAGAUUACAUUCUCCAUAAAUUAUGUGAAACAGGUACAGGACUUAAACCAAUUUAUUGUUAACUCCAAUCAUAUAUUCCAAAGGAGAACAACAAAGUAAUGUAAUACAAUAGGCUUGCCAUCUUAUCAGGAUACUUCAGCAUUAUCAACUGAGUUGAUGACGUAAAUUGGCCACCGUAAAGAGUUUAAAAGCUGACGUUUCGAGGAUUAGCCUUUCGUCAAUCGCUCUGUCUAAGGGCUAACGCUCGAAACGUCAACGUUUAAACUCUUUACGUUGGCCGAUCUACGUUAUCAACUCACAUGAUUGUACUAAAUUACCCUGUUAUACUCUCCCACCGACGCAGCACCACAGUUUCUUUAGAAACUUAUCCCCUUUAUUCGUUUAUUCGGUUUAUUGCUACUUUUGUAAUUGCUACAAUCUUUCACUGACCUAAUAACGAGGAAACCUAUCAAAGUGGCGAAAAUGAAAGAUUCAGAUCUGUUGAGAAUUUAGAUCGACGAAUAACGAUCACUACUUACCAGAGUGCAAAGAGCAAAAAAAAAACGCUUUUAAAAAAGGAAAAGGAGACAAGAGAGAAGAUGCUUCUAGAAACAACUCAGCGGAGGAAUCUAUUGUAGCUCAAACGUACUUAAAGAAGGGUAUGGAUGAUGCAAAAGAUUGCCUGAAGGUCGCAGUUUAAUUCAGCGUAAUUCUCAGUGAUGUAAUUAGGCAAUAGAGAUUGAAAAGGUUUUCCGCGUUUUAUGUAACAAGUAAAACGCAACAAUCGUUUAAAGUUCGCGAAACAACGACUGAUCCUUGAAUGAAUCCUCAAGGUGAUUCCUUUGUAUUACAUUCUACAUCUUUAUCGCGCAUGAUUUUCACGCGUGAGUAGCGCGAGAAAUUUAACAAAAUGGGGAAUAUUAUUCGACGGAGAACUUGCUAGUGAUGUAAAUCGUGAUUUUCUGAUAAACGAGUACGGUGCCCCACCUUUUUAAUGUCGUUAUUUUGGUAAGAGCCAUGUCUUAACCGACUUGGAAAAAUUUAGCAAAAACCCACGGCCGUCUUAGAAGCAAUAAAUAAACUGAGUCGCCCGUCUUGGUGCUCACACAUGGCCGAAGAAACCGUACAGUUUCAUUUAGCAGUUGAAGGACAGCAUAUUAAAACCGUGUGAGGCUUUUUCAAUAGUUCGAUCGGUUGCUGAGGAAAAUAUGUUCUCAACUCAGCAUAUUGAUUAUUUGCCCAUCUUCGCAUAAUAAGGCGUAAAAAGACAAGUACUUGGAAUGUCAAAGUGACCUCGCGCACUUUGGCGCGUUGAUGGCCGGUUAAGAUUUUGGCCAGGUUUCUAACAAAUCCUUCAAUUAUACAUAUCCUGUGAGCUCGAUCGAAUUAAGAGAACCCACGCAGAAAUAAAGCGUGAGUUUUAAGCUCCUAGAGUUUUUCAUGAUUUUUACAAUUUAUUAACAAGGUUGUCAACGCGGUCAUGCCGCUGACCAAUGAGACACAAGCUUCUGACCCCUAAAGGCUCUAACCAAGAACAGUCCUUUAAAUUACAAUUAUACGGUCAAAUCGAAAUUGUAAUAAUUGCAAUGGGGAACGCGAGUUCCAAGAGAAAUGACUCUAAAUGUAGAACAGCGAAACAGAAACGAAGUACUAGCCAGUGAAAGAGGAGAGAUGUGACAGAAACCAACGGCAAAACUCGCAACUAUAAUCAAUCUACCGGCAAUCCAAAACAAAACGUAUUGGCCAUAAUAAUUGCAAUAGGGAACGCGAGUUCUAAGACAAAUGCCUCUAAAUGUAGAACGGCGCAUUAGAAACGAAGCACUAGCCAGUGAAUGAGGAGAGAAGUGACAGAAACCAACGGCAAAACUCACAACCAUAAUCAAUCUACCGGCAAUCCCAAACAAAGCGUGUUGGCGUCUACGCAUGCACUCGAGUUUCAUAUUCUUAUCCACGACUUCUACUCCCUUUCCGAUGAACUCAUACCUUAUGCGACGGACUCUUUCUUUAAAUUCACAGAUUCUAAUGGCCUAGUCUUCGAGAAACAACACACCUCUUAAACGAAAUUUGCUAAUCAUUUACCAUCUGAUCUGAUAUUAGACUCUUUCGGUCAAAACAAAAAAUGGUAAAAUGAAAAAUGGUAAUCCUCUUCACCAGCAACUUUUCAUAUCGUUCUGAGUGCCAGUGCUCUCUAUUCGUCAGGGGACAGUUGUUGGCCCCCUCUUAUUCCGGUGCAUUUGCAUCCCAGAGAUCUACCAGCAAAAAUCUAAAUAUCUCAUGUUAUGAUGUCUUGCUGACAGGUAUUUGUCCAGUAAUCAGUUAAAGAAUUUACCUCCGGGAGUUUUCAACAGGACUAAAUACCUCAACAGCCUGUAAGCACUAAUUGAUAUAAAUCUUUAUUUUCUACCGCAAAAUUUCAUCCUUGACAGGUUGCAUCGCGAGUCCCACUUGAUUUUUAAUAAAAAAAAACCUCUAGUCAAACAUAACCAAUUUUAUUCAAGGCAUUUCCACGAACAAUCGCCCGGGCGCCUAUUUGAAAUUUCAGCUGAAAGAAGGGGUGCUUUUUGGAAGGAGGGCGCUUUGUCAAGACAUUUUUAUUAUUCAGAAACUACUAAUUUGUACUAAUUCCGCUGUAGUAAAAAGCUUUAUAGUUAUUAAAGUGGCAAAGAAACAGAUUUUCUUCCUAUCUAAUAAAGUGAGGGAUGGGGAGUUGGGGUGGGGAAGGGGGAGAGGAGGGGGCGGAAAGGGGGGAGGGGAGGGGGGGGGGGCAGGAAGGGGACAGGAGACAGGACCUUAUUUAAGGGGGAGGGGCGCUUAAAACGCAACAAAACGAGACUUCUUCCCGGUAACAGUAUUAUUAUCUACCAGCACAAAUCUAACUAUCUCAUGUUAUGAUGUCCUGUUGACAGGUACUUGUCUAAUAAUCAGUUAAAGAAUUUACCUCCGGGAGUUUUCAACAGGACUAAAAACCUCAACAGCCUGUAAGCACUAAUUGAUAUAAAUCUUUAUUUACUGCUGUAACAUUCAUGCGAUUAAGGGGAGGGACUGAAACAGUCUCCUGCAGAAUUCCUUUCAUUACUAGCAAAUGAAAUAUAUACAACCUGAAGAAAACAAAGUUUAUGGCGAGCAAGAAAACAUCUUCUAAUAGUGUAGCCCCCCCCCCUUCUUCACAAACCCUACCCAAACCAGGACUAGAAGCUGGCCUCAAAAUCAAACUCAACCGUUUAUCGGGGGCGGGUGGGAAGGCAGAGAUCAGGCAACCAGGUAAGUACAAGUUAAACAAGACUUUUUGUCACCUUGUCUUAGGAUUGCAGUUCUUUAGCCCCCAGGAGCAUCCAUUAUCAGAGCUCAGUUACGACAUCAAAAUUUUGUCACAGUUUCUCUCACCCAUGCUUAGGCUUGUAAGCAAAUUGAUGGCGUUGAUGCAAAACACGGUGCGUGAAAAAAUGUGCGUCGAAAACCUUGGGACGAAUUCUUAUUUCUUCAACACACGGUCAUAUUACGAGUACUGCGGUUUGGAUUUGUGUAAAAGCUACCUUCUAUGUUAUGGGCAGCUCAUUUGGUUUCGGGCGCAUUAAUCAUUAAAUGAUUCUGUAAUUUGUUUAGUUUAAUCCGUUGGAAAACUCCGGCGUAACAACAAUUUCUCUUCUACUAGACAACCGUUAGUUGAUGUAAUGUAUAUAGUACGGUGGAAAAUAUUUUUAUUUCAAACACUUACCAAAUGCUUCCUGAAAGAGCCCGAAUAAUUUAGGGCUAUGUUUUUUAUAGAUAGGAACAAAGUUCAUUUGGUUUCUAACAGGCUUCCAAGCAAUUUUGAAUCAAAACAAUACGUGAUCAUAAAAAGUAAUGAUUCUCGGCGAUUAAUCCUCCUAGAUUUACCUCUGGUCAGUUUUAAGUGACUAAAAAAGUAAGUGCAAGCAAAUUCAAAUGUAUGUUUUGAAGUUGUGAUAAUCUGUUCAAUGGCGCGUGCAAAUCUUAUCUUUCUUCCACCGAAAAAACUGAAGUUAAAUGAGACACUUUAUUCAGACACAAAUGGAUUUAAUGUAGAUUGAAUUUCUUGGUUUCUCCUGUGCACUCAAAAAAUGGCAUUCAACGGACUAGCGUUUUAAAACUUGAAAACAACAAACUGUCUUGGCGAUUUUAGAUCUAGAUAGUAAAUUUGAUUGAUUUGAGCGUACGUAAAGACCUUUUGAUGAAGUGAGUAGAUCACCCCUGAUGAAGGCACUUUACAUGAGUGUCGAAACGUUGGCUCUAUGAAUUGUAACUUCUCGGUUACAUUCAUUAUAUCUUUAAACCAGAGUAGCAUCAAACCAAGUUUGAUUGAUUGUAAUUGUGAACCUUUUCAGUUGCUUUUUGUGAAGGAUUAUUAAAUUAUUAAAUUCUAGGUCAUCUAUGGACUUCCUGUACAUGCGAAAAGCCAAAAUUAUUUUUACUGUCGACAUCAGUUUUAACUACAUUAGAACUGUACUCUGUUUGAAUUCAACACCCAUGGCAUCACUGAACGGGUGAUGGAUCAUACCAUGAUGACUCAAGUGUAUAUUGUCAGUUGCAUUAAUUUGAAAUUGUUGACUAAAGCAAGAAAGCUGGCUUGGGAGAAAAUGUUACCAUUCAAGGGUAAACAAUAAACUGCAAAACUUGUGUCAAAAGAGCUGGGCAGUAUGGAUCAGUAUAGGAAGCUAAACCAAAAGUGAUAAAACUGCUACAGGAAAUACCUGGAUCAGUCUUUUGGUCAGCUGGCAGUUCAAAUACUUUCUCCCAGGAGGGCAAUACAGAUCACUGUCUAUGUAAUGAGUUAUAGAUAAAGUGGCAAUAGAAACAGGUUUUCUUCAUAUCUAAGAAAAAGAAGGAGGAGUGGGGAGGGGGGCGGUGGCUUAUUCGAAGGGCGCUUGAAACGUAUCAAAACGAGACUUUCUUUCGGUAGGAGUUAUAUGAAGUUAAAAGCUCUAUCUAACAGCGCAUUUCUGAUAUUUGAUGUGAUGAUUUCUUGUUCACAGGGAGGAGGGGGAGGGGCGGUGGCUUAUUCGAGGGGCGCUUGGAACGUAAUAAAACGAGACUUUCUUUCGGUAGGAGUUAUAUGAAGUUAUAAGCUUUAUCUAACAGUGCAUUUUUAAUAUUUGAUGUGAUGAUUUUAUUCUUGUUCACAGGGACUUAUCCUAUAAUCAGUUAAAGGACUUACCCUCAGAAGUCUUCAGUUGGGUUGAUGAUCUCAACAGACUGUAAGUACCAACCAAUAUAAAUCUUCAUUUACAACUGUAACAUCACCAGACAAUCGAAAAAGUAUCACGAAAAGCUCAACAACUUGCAAAUGAAAAAUAUAUAAUCGGUGGAGAAAAAAAAGUUUGUGGCUAGUGAUAAAACUCCUUCUAAUUGUACACCCUCCCCCAGCCCUUCCUUACAAAUCCCACCACUCGCCAAUUAAGGAUUAAGAGCUGGCCUCAAAAUUAAACUCAACCUUGUAUCGGGGUGGGUAGGGAAGGCAAAGAUUAGGCAACCAGGUGAGUGAAAGUGAGUAAGACUUAUUGCAGUUUUUUAGCCCCCAGGAGCAGUCGUUAUCAGAGCUCAGUUAAGCCGUAUGAAAUCUUGUCAAAAUUGCUCACCCAAGGCUACGCUUUAAAGCAAAUUAACUGUGUUGAUGAAAAACACAGUGCGUGAAAAGAUAUGCAUCAAAAACCUUGCAAAGUAUUCUCACUUCUUCAGCACGCGGUCAUAUUUUAAGUACAGCGGUUUGGAUGUGUGUAAUUGUUGCCUUUCUAUGCUAUGGGCAGUUCAUAUGGUUUCGGGCGCAUUCAUCCUCACGUGACUCGGUAAUUUAUCUAGUUUACUUGGUUGGAAAACUUGUCAAAAGAAUUUCUGUUUUACUGAAUAUAAUUGUUAAUUGAUAUAAUACAUAUGCUACGGACCGACCUAGGCUAGUGAAUAGAAUUUUUGAUUAUUUUCAAACACCUAACGAAAUGCUUGCCACAAACUGAAAAAUUUCUUAGCGAGUAGAUAGUAUAGAAAAAAGAGGCUAUGCAAACUUAAAAGAGAGGCUUCACAGAAACAUUUUUGUUUGCGUUAAGAUAAAGGUAAUUAAAAAGGCUUCCAAGAAAUUUUUGAAACAUGACUAUCAUGCCGAUGUUUUCUUCAAAAACAACCAGUAAUCUUACGGAAAGUAUUAUUUACUUCCAUCGGUGAUCAAUUCACAAAGAUUUACCUAUGUGUAGUUUUGAAUGGCAAAGAGAGUCAGUGUAAGUAAAUUCAAAUGCAUGUUUUGUAGGUGGAAAUAGUGUGGUUUUCGAGGAUUAAAAAUUAGUUGGACCUUUUAAUUUCCUCACAGAAAGACCAGGCUUAACUUUGUGAAAAUUGCAACAUCGUCAUUUAAAUCACGACAUAAUCUAAUUGGGCACCUCAUCGUUAAAUCCUGAAUUUCGAAAAAAAUUUUGCAGUUAACACCGUGUUCGAUCAGGAAAUCAAUACAGUAAGGUAGCCUUGCGUAGCCAACGACGGCGGCUGGUUAUAAAACCCGAAUAAUCACCGAAUACUGCGAAUAGUCGCGAAUAGUCGCGAAUAGUCGCGAACAGUGACGAAUAGUCGCGAAUAGUGACGAAUAGUAGCGAAUAGUGACGAGAGGUGGCGAAUAGUGACGAAUAGUAGCGAAUAGUGACGAAUAGUGACGAAUAGUGGCGAAUAGUGACGAAUAGUAGCGAAUAGUGACGAAUAGUCGCGAAUAGUGACAAAUAUUGAUAUAUACAUUGAUUGUCAAGUUUUCGGUAAGUGACUAAAUCAAGUUCCCCUAUUUGUCAGGCGCGCCCAUAUGUCAUGUCGCGUUACCAACUCCGGUCUUCUAGUGACCUGAUUAGGCCGUUUAUUGUAAAAAACAAGACACUCUAUAGAGUACACACUCGUGCUUAACCUACUGCGAAUGAGCUUUGUUAUACAUAUACUGUGCGCUUUGCAUGGCUUUCUUCUCUUGUAGCUUGUGUGACAAUAGCGUGACAUUUUAUAGGUGUCCAAGGUCAAGGCGUUCAAGAACAUAUCAAUCAAGUUUUACGUUUUUCAUUCUUAACGUCAUAGACCUUUAUUGGGAUUCCUGUGCAAUUUAUUGUUAUUCACGGAUGUCACCGAGGGAAUUAUAUUUCUCGAAAUAUAAAUGAAGGUCACGAGAUGUGAGUGAGAGUUUUCGGUAAAGGCAGUCUUCCUUUACGAGUUAAUGUGCGUGUUGCUGUUCGAAUCGAAGCCUGUUUACGGGCCGAAUUAAUUAAGGCCAAGAUAAUAUGUAUGAUACCGAUAAUUUUCUGGUGAAUCGAAAUUAGUUCAGGUACAUGGUCGAGGCACAUACUGAUAGAUGUAGUUCAACAGCAGUGUCAGAAUCUCUGUAACACAUUGCACUGCAAAGUGUCUUAUAUUUAUCAAGUAUUCUUUAUCCGCCGCAGAGGAAUUUGAAAGCAUACUCGGAGGUAAUUUUUUGUAGUAUGUAGAUUGGUAUCUUUAUGAACAAAAGUUACUUUCCUCGAUAAGUUGUUGUGAUAUCUGACGGAGUUGGAAUCGAAGCUCGUUUACGGGCCGAAUUAAUUCAGCCUAUGUUAAUAAGAUAUCUGACAGAGUUUGAAGGAGAGUGGAGUCGUGUUUUGCGGAGUUAGCCUAAUUUUGGAUAUCUUACUAAAGAAAAUGUUCGUUGUAUGUGUUUUAAAAUUGAGUCGUUUACUGUAACUUAAUACCACAGAUCGACAGAAUGGAAUGCCUGUGCCCCAAAUGAAUUUUGAUGUUUUUAACUGGAGAAGCUUAUCGACGUCUUCGUCGCUCUCUUUUUUUUCCGCAAUUCUGCAACUAGCGCGGUGAAAUUCGACAAAUAACGCUUCAGUUCAUAGUCCAUUGUAACCGUUCAUAGUCUGCGGCUCUUUUCCCGCACUGCACUUGUUGUCCUUAUUGACAUGAUUGUAAUUCAUCCUCUCCUAUCAAAUUUAAUUAUUUGACAACUUUCUGUUCCUCACUUUUGGAGCAUCAUUUUCUUGCGUUUUUAGAUUCACGGGCAGCACGGUUUUUGCAUUCAGUCUUCAAUUUAAUUCCACGAUUCAAUUUCUUUUCAAAAUUAAGCUAAAAGGUGUAGGUAUCAUGGCUGAGUAUAUGCUUACAUCAGUCAAAUCAUCACCUCGCUGUAAUAUCUAUUUCAUUUGGUUGGCUGGAAAUACUCGCAAAACUCUAGUAAAAAAUGCCAAUAUCUUUUAAAGCAAAAUUUUCCUGAUUUCACAAUGUCACACACAAAAUACGUCAAAGAUGCAGAGUUUCGGCUCUAACUUUUGUUCUUAUCAAUUUUUGUCGCACCGUUUGUUUCGUUCAGGGGAUAUUGGUGCAUAGCACUUUCUUUUGAGUCUAAAUGGCUUUUCAACAGGGGUUGAAAUGACAGAGCGCGAGCUUGAUGAAUUCUUUUAUCGCGACAUUCUAACGUACCCAGCCGCAGUCUUUCCUUACCUUCGAUGAAGGAUCGUUUUCUGCUGCUUUGGGAGUAAUGAUAUGACAGUCAAAGAAGUGAAAACAUGUGCAUCGUGUUGCGAUUAAGCUCUGUUAGGUGUUUCUAAGCUACAGAGCUAAGUGAUUCCUAUCAAGAGAGCAGAUGAAGCUUCUACUGGUUUUGUUAUCGAUCAGUAUCACAAGAUUCAAAGGGCUGGAGAUGAUAAUUUACGUGGAAAGGAAAGGCUUUAUCUGAGAUUGGGUGCAGAUUGCACCCUAAAAAACUCAAACAGCCGCACAAAAAACUUUUAACUCAAACUUAUUGUAACUUAACCUCAAAGCCUCGUUAGCCCCGGAAAAUUCAUUUACUUAUGAUGAUUUCAGUCUUGAGUCACGUAUACCUGAAAUUUCAUGUUAAAGGGUUCAUCUUGUUUUCUCUUUUAUAGUGACAUGUCCUAUAACCAACUGGAACUGCUGCCUCCUAAAGCUUUUUUUGAAAUGGUUUUUCUUCAAGAACUGUAAGUAGAACAUUUCUUACAGAUGUUAUAGGGAUUUUGUUUAGGUUGCUCCUCUUUAUCAAAUAUUGUGUUAUGAUGUUCUGAAAAUAACUGUUUAUGGCCAUGUCUCAAAAUGACUACCUAAAAACAAAUUGAAGUAUUUGAUUAGUUAAACUCGAUAUCGUUCAUAGUCGAGAUUUUCCAAUCUAUACACCGACAUUUAGAUCGAUGUUUUGUAAUAUUUGUUCUUAAAAAGUAGCAUAAGAAAAACGACGAAAAAAACAUCACUAACGGUUCUUUUAGAUGGUACAUUAAAAAAAAAUGUGUCUGGUCCACUCAACUGAAAUCGAAGUAAUGAUCACUGUGAGCUUUUUGAGUCUAUUAUUCGAAUAAACGCCGCAUCAUGUUGCGGCGUUUAUUAGAAGGCGGUACCUAUCAAUAUUUCUGCUAAAAAAAAUGCGGCAUGUAAUUUAUUCGGGGACGGCGUUAUUUCGAGGGCGGCGUUUAAUCAAAUAAAUAAGGUAAUUUUACUUUUGGCCGUCUGUCGGCCGACGGUCGGCCGACACUUAAGUCUGCAACAUAACGAAAAAUGUCGAUUGUUGGCCGUCUGUCGGCCAAUUGUCGGCCGACGAUCGACCAACUGUUGGCCGACGGUCAACAGUCGACCAACAGACGGCCAACAGUCGGCCGACUGUUGGCCGACAGCUGGCCGACAGCAUCUUGUGGGAACUGUUCUUCACUUUAAUCUAAAGAUUUACAUGGAAAUGAACAUUCGCGCUUUAAACCUUUAAUAGAUCUGGACUAGUUUUGAGUAAUGAUAGAUUUACCCCACUCGAGUAAUUGUUCUUCUGCCUCAGAGGCGAUGUGCCAGUUUUUCGAUGAACGUGGCUAUCCUGUUUCUGUCAUUCAAGCGGACCACCACCGUGCCCAACUCAAAUUGAUCGACAGUCAGUACCACAAACGGCUGAGAAGGAAAACACUGGACGCAUUCCAUUCACUCUCUCAUUUCACCCUCACAACCGCGCAGUUAAAUCUAUCAUUCUAAAAAACUUUAGAUUACUUCAAAACGAUUCAGAGACUGGUACUAUGUUUUCGCAACCUCCACUGAUUUCAUUCAAACGCGACAAAAACAGAUACAACUUUUUGGUCAGAAGUUCAUUUCAAACCAGUGACCAGCGUAACUCCAUUUUCUGCAUAGAAACUCACACACAACCCACAAUUCCUCCAAUCGCUCUGACGAAGGGCUAGCGCUCGAAACUUAAAAACAGGGUGGCCAAUCUACGUUAUUAACCAGUUGAUAACACAAAAUCCUCUUGUUAUACUCUCCCGCCAAUGUAGCACUACAGUUUCUUAAGAAAUUUACCCCCUUGGUUGUGUUCAUCAUUUAUUUAAAAACAUCCAAACGCCUACGGUAGUAAACAUGAGUAGGAAAAGUCAUCCUUUCCACCCAUAAAUUGCAAUUGUGUCAAAGUUGUCAAACUGAAAAAUUAAUUUUCGGUGUUAAAAAAAACCGUUGAAAAAGGCAGAAAUUACGUGCUUUGUUCUCAUAAUGGAUUGAUCUAAAUAAGAGGAGCAAAAUAAAUUCCUCAAGUCUGAGUUUUGUAAGCGGGCCUUUGAACGCUGAGGCGAUUUUUCUCGGCAAAAUUUGUUUUGCAAUAUUUUAAGAAACUAAGGUGGUUCAACCAGUCGAUUGUUUUGACGAAGGGGUUAAAGCUUAGUGGCCAAUUUACGUUUACAACUCAGUUGUUAACACUAAAUUACCUGCUAAAUUUUCCAUAGGUUUGAUUCCAUAGGAAUCAAGUAAUCGCUAACUUGUAUUUUCAAUGUGUUACAUUUGAUGUCAACAAACUUUGGUUUAAGCAGCUUCUCUAAAGAAAACAAUUUUCGGUGGUGUUCAACAACACAGCUCUAAAAACAUGUUUAAGCUUUGGUGUGAAUGGGUUACAAGAAAGAUUCAUGGGAAAGUUUCAACUCAAAGUGAAAGAAAUCGAUUUUUCGAACGGAAAUGCACCGGACCACUUUUAGGGAGACUGCGUUUUAGGGAUACACUAGACUUUUAAAGCCAAUUUUUUGUUUUCGUUUUAUGUUUUUGUUUUGUUUUUGUUUUUCAUUUCAAACUUAGCAUCGCUAUUUUAACUCCAGUUUUCAAGAAAAACUUCCAUAAAAUAUUGAAACAAGAGCGAGUUUUUUAACGAAAAGCCGUAUUGAACGCCAUUUUGAAUUAUUUUGAUUACUCUGACAAAAAUGUCGGCCAUUGUAGCAUCCCCCAGAUAUUUGAACAGAAGACAAUAGCACGACUAAGGAGACAGAGGGAAACCUAAUGAGACAGACAGGGAAUAACGCGUUUAAUCGAAGUUUUAAUACAUAAAUUAAUUGUCAAACAGAUCAGAAUCGAGCUGGUUAAUUUUCCUUCCGAACCAAAACCCCAUAGUAGUACUGACUUCAUACCAUAAAGCAAAAAGUACUAGGAGAAAAGGAAACUUCAAUUUCGACUCGCGUUAGGCAUUGCUUGUGCCAGAUAUUGCUUAAAAUAUCAAAACUUUCUUCAUAAGGAGGCUUUCGUAAGAAUUAUAUGCAUUUUAAGUCUGAACAUGAGAGUGAUUUUCGUAGUGAUGUCUCGCAGUAAGUUUUAAUCUCUUGAAAAAAAAGGGAGCACUUAAAGACGUUUAGUUUUUCUCUUCAGAUGUUCGUUUUCUCUUUUAUUUCCUUUUGUGAUUUAAAUAUAUUUCGUAUAAACUCCAUCAGCCAGGAGAAUGCAAGAAGCCAAUCAGUCUUUGCUCGACUCAGUUACACGUAGAUACCGAAAAUCUCUCAUCAUAAUAACUCAAUUAUUCGUGUUUUAUCCCACAGUCGACGGGGUCUGCAUUUGUUUCAGUCUGUGUUUUAAGUCUAUAUCAACAGCACCAGAGGAAAUCAAAUCAACCCAUUAAAUUUUUAUUACUAUUGUUUCCUUGUUGACGAUACAGAUUCCUGAACAACAACAACUUAAAGAAUUUGUCCUCUGAUCAGCUACCGCGACGGUUGGUUCGGCCAAACUUUGAAAACUUGUAAGUUAAGUAGUUUUGGAUUUUCGUUUUACUUUAGAUGAGUGAUAAUGCUACCUGAAGGUUCUUACUGCUUUUGGCAACACAACCAUUUCCAACACGGGGGCUGAAGAUUUAAACCACUGAGUAUUAAACUGUAGAUAAAUUUUCACUAGUACUAUAAGACCCAUCCGUUAUAAUAUUAAAUUUUUUAUUUGACGAGGCAUGUUCAAGGUCAAGCAAGUGCAAAUUAACAUUUUUUAAAAAAAAAGAAUGAAAAUUGCGACCUGAUACUAAGAAAAGAAACAAGUUCUUGCUAAUAUUUCCCUGAUAAAUCGAGUAGUAUCAUUUUGAAUUUUUUUUUCGGCGUGUCUACUCCUCGAGCAACGUUUUCCUUCCCAAUGUUAAAUAAGUCAUCGGGCAACAAUUUUGCACCCAAAACUGCUAAUUUAGAGUCAAUUUAGUUCGUUCUUAUUUUCAGAAAUCUGAAUCUUGUCGAUGUAAUUGUGAUUGAUGUAAAAUUCAAAUUUCAAAUGUUCCCGUAGUAUUAUAAGCUCAAAUUUCGACCAUUAUUAGAGAGCACCAGAGGUUUUUUUUCGCUUCGUCACGUUAAUAAGACAUUUAUACAUUGACUCAUUUUUUCGCCGCUAUUCUCAAAAGUCACUCAGAUGAGCCUGAGGUCUCAGACGCUCGAGUUAUAGCCUCUCAUUGAAGUUAACGGUCAAACAUCCAAUGGCCAAAAAAUUAACCAUAAACCCUCAAAAGAUUUGUACUUGCGACCGUCAGGAAAGCAAAUUUAUAUGGGACGUGAAACUCGCAGAGGUCUCUUCAAAAGAACUAAAACUGAGUCAGGAUAUGCCACACAGAUCCUUUUAUUUACAUUUCAGGCUACAGGAAAUCAUUUACUCACCUCCUUCUGAAAAAAUUCCUCUCUCUUAAAACGUUACAGAUGUUCUCUGUACUGGUUAGCAAGGGGCGUUCAAGAACGCACGCACCUCUUGCAGUUCGGACUUGAAACAGCUAAUUAAGCCACCUAGAAGGGCCGUUAACAGCAUAUAUUCAAGAAUUUUUUUAUUGACACAAUUAUGCCCGUUGUCGCGUCCUCUGUAGGUUCAAAACUGUCUUUAAAAAGUCUUAGAGGUCAUCCAUGCUGUCAGAAGGCACAUAGAAUUCUAAAAAAAGAAUGAUUCUGAAAUAAAUGUUUCGACAUUUUUUCUGACAUCUAAGCUCAAUCAUCUCAAAAUCUAAAUGUGAAAAAGUGCACGAGUAAAACGAUUCAAAAAAUAAAUUGGACUUAAUGAAGAUGACGGACGAAUUGUUAAGGCUCGACUUUCAAAAUCCAAAAUAUUGUGUCGUCUUAAGAUUCUGACGUAUCCGCUGCUCUCCUUAUGUCGAUAUCUUUUUACACAGAACCCUGGACUUCAACAAACUGGAGACUCUUCCUUCUGAUAUAUUCCAGGGUUUCAAGUUGUACGAUCUGUAAGUAAUUGAUCUUGAAGCUUUAGACAGUUGACGGCUGCUGAGUUGGAUUGAUUUCUCAAUUUUCCCAAACAUUUUUUUAGCGUUUCGUUCAAAAAUGAAAUUGAAUUCCAAUUAAGAAACUAGAUGUAAAAAAUUGAAAGUGCUAGUAUAAAUUAAUAAUUAAAGACGGGGGCUUCACACCCACUUCCCCGCCCCCCUUCCCCCCGAAAACACUCUUUCUCAUAGAUAGAUAAAUAGUUUAUCGCUUAUCGCCCUCAAAGAAGUUGUUUUUUCAGGAGAAAUUUAAAGAUCGCUUCAGGUUUCAUCUCCUUGUCCCAUCAUGAUUUACGGGAUUUCAGAGUAGAUAUCUCAAAAAACUGGAAUCAUCAAUCUCAUUAUUACCGUAUAUCAAUGAAUGUAUACUUAGAAUUGUCCUUGUUGAAAGUAUACUGUAGGUAGAAUUCAAGGCUUGCCCUCAGCGACAGAACUAAUUACAUGGCGUGACAGAUUGAAGCUAAGAAAAGAAUUGUGCAUCUUACAGGUGGCUGGGAAACAACAACAUUAAAAAGUUACCUGAAAACUUGUUUGUGGGGCAGGAUAAGCUAAAAUAUCUGUGAGUGGUACUAAAAUUGUUUAUUGACUAAUCGGCGGAAACUUUUUCGCUCAUACAAAUAUGAAUAAAACCUGAACUAAAGAAAUGAUCAACAUUUCAGCAUGGAAAGCUCGUUUCGGUUGGUCUACUUAAACCACCCGAAUAUUCUGGUGGCACAUUCACCUAUAACCAGUGGGCUGCGGGGUCAAUUGCAAUCUCUGAUCAGGAGUCGAUUACUCACUGAGUGGACUAACAAACAUUUAAGACACACCGCAUCUAUUACUUAAUCGUUAUUGCGGACCUUUGUUUUGUUUGAGUCGCUCUGGAUCACAGGACCUGUUGAAAGGCGAAGAAAAUAACCUAAAAUUAUUUCAUCCGAUUUAACCUCGCUAAAAAUUCCUAAUAACCCGAGCGUGGGUUAUAUUCCAAGAUCGUCCCUAUGGAAGUACUCCUGAAAAAUCCGUAAAACAACCCAGUCACAGUUAAGAGAGCUUCUUCUUGGCUGUGUGGAAAACGUGGUUUAAUUGAAACAGCAAAAACUAUUGACAACGGAAUCGUGAAAAAAGGAGCUAGCGAGCUAAACAAAUCACUUUAAAGUUUCUAAAACCAAGAAUGAUUAAGAAUAUAAGUUAGAUAGCCUAAGAGGGAUGAUAGCCACACUCGACAGGUAAUUAGAUGUACAAGAAUACGAGUGGUACAUAACAAGAGCAGAAGAGUUCCACCCUUCCCAGAAAUUCUCCAAUAGAGAAAAGAGCUAAGCAGCUUCGCCAAUGCGGUAUAGGCAAACGUCCGUAUAAAGCGUCAAGUUUUACCAAAGAGGAAGAAGAGGUACUAUGGAAGGCAGAAAAUUUAGGUUCUAAAACUCCACACGCUCUUAUUUCUACUAUGUGGUGGCUUUAAAUGCUAUCUUUUGCUACCCAUGGCCGUCAAGAGCAUCAUGGAAUGAAAAUAGAUUAUUUAACUAUGAAAAAAAUGACGAAGGCGUGGAGUUCGUGCCGUUUACAGAAGGUCCAAAAAAGACGAGACAGGGCGGGCUUUAGAGUAAGAACAUAGACUUCCAGCCACGGUUGUUUACAGCAUCAGUUGGUGGAAAAAAGGUUUCCGGUAACUCUCUUUAAGCGGUUUGUCAAGUUAAGACCACUAAAUAUGCAAUGGUCCGAUCCUUUCUACCUCAGUAUCUUUGAAUGAGUAUGUCUGCUUUAAAAGCCAACCGUUGAGCAUAAAUACAGCGUUGAUGCAACAUGAUAUGAAAACAAUUGUGGUGGGUAGUAGCCAUAAAAGAAAGGGUGGAAAAGGUCACGAAUCACAGUGCAGGAGCUGGCCCAUCAUGAGCAGCAUCGAAGGAAAACCAAUUUCUGCUUUCAAAUUUGGGUUUGAAGUCUCUGAAUUUCUCCAGGAAUGCAGCCACUUCAUCUAUGAUGAGGUAUCAAGAAGAACAGAUCAUGAUGAAGACACUAAAAAGUUCGACUUAAAGUUUCUGUCAUGGUUGGCCGCUCAAAGCGCGCACCUAAUGUUUGAAAGCGACGGUCGAGUUCUGAUGAACGCUAAGCUUUUAUAGUCGAGGGUGAAUCCGAUAGACCAGUUCAAGUCACUUUUGCUGACUACUGCACUAUGAAUUUUCUUCAGAACGUUUUUUAAUGGUUCAAAAUCAGUCUGCAAACGUUUCCAAGCUUACAGCCGACAGUCUUGAUAAAGUUUGAAUUAAACAAAGGCUGUAAUCUGUUUCGGCCAAUCAUUUUGAUGCAUUUAAAUAAAAUAGCAGGGUGUGGUGUCAAAAUUUCACUUAUUUUGAUCUUCUUUUUUCCUUCUUUCUUAUGUAUUAUAUCAUUCAUUAAUUUUUCAUACUAAAAAUUGCACUAAUCCAAGGGGCUUUUGUUCGUCUGAAAAAUCUAUUCGGGUUUACUUAAACGCUUCUUUAAACAAACUUCAAUGUAAAGUCAUGUGAUUACCCAUGCAAACUGUAAUUCAGUGAGUACAUUUUGCUCAAUUUAAAACUAUUUUCUUGUUCUCCCAAUAUAGGCGGUUGAACGGCAAUCAGCUAGAAAAGCUAUCACGCGAAAUAUUUCUUGAAUUGUCUGCCUUGGAAGAAUUGUAAGUAAAAUUUUUUUAAAGAUUUUUUCAAAAUAUCAUUAUUCAGUACAUUGCGUUUGUAUGAGACCAACUGUUAUCGACUAGUUCAAAACAUAGCACUGAUUUAUUGACUAUAUCUAUCAAGCUUCGCAAAUUUGGAAAAAAAAUCACUGAACAUCUAAUGAUGAUGACUGGUCACUUUUCAGCGAUAAAAGUGGAUUCUGUCAAUUAUCAAGGAGUGGACUUGCCCCGAUUGUACUCGUUGGAAAGUUGCUCAUCGGAUCGCUAAAAAAAUUCUGAAAAAAAAUUGCUAAAAAAAAAUUAAAAAAGGUUACCAACUGAAUUUUAAAAGUUGCCGUCUUAAUUUCUCGAUACUCCUCUUCUAUAAACGUUCAUUGAAAGCUUUAUUUUUCGUUCUUCACUAUAAAUGCUAACAUAGAUCAAGAAAAAUAGUUUGAAACUUAGCUUUAAAGAGUUACUUGCAAAUAUGGGCCCAAUUUAUAUAAACUCUUACGUUUAAAGGAACAAAACACAUGGUUCAUUAGACGCUUUGCCGAACGAUAUGAGGGAAUUGAAUGAAAUUAGCGCUUCUGAUUGCAUUCUCAGAGUCUAAACCAUAAAAUUCUUAAAGUUUUCAAUGAAAUCGUUUGUUUUUUCAUGCUUCAUAUGUGUUGUAAACCUAUCUUUUGCAUAAAAACUGCUCAGAAAGGCACGAAUUAUUGCUCCUAACCUCAAAAGGUGCUCAAAAGUUGGCAAGCGCGAUCGGGACAGGUCUAUCAGGGACUACAAAGCCGGUUAAAUGACUAGCUCGCUGUGGUGGGGUUGGGGGAGGGGAGGGGGAGAGAGGGGGGAAGGAAGUGCAGAGAGACUCAAUCAAAAAUUUGUGAGCCUCUAAUUUUAAACGUUGUCUAGAAAUUUAAACAUCAAGCCCCCAUGAAAACGACCAUCAACUAGAAUUGUUUCUCAGCACUUUCUCCACUUUUAAUAUAAAUAAAUAGAAUAGAUGUUGUCGUGGGUCUGUUUAGUAAUAGAUCGCAGAUGACGUCAAAUUGUGAUUAGAACUAAAAGAGAGACACAGGCGAGUGUGUCAGUGGCGUUUUUCACAAAGUAUGACGAAGAAAAUUUAGCUUUGUUGGAGCACACAUGCCUAACUAACCGUGGGACAAGUCUAAAAUUAUCACCACCAAUCGGCAUUACCGCCAGUGCCUUUGUUUGGAAGCGUGGCAUAUCGACUCCACCCACACUCGUUUAAAUCGUGAUGAUGGUGGCUUACUACCAGACGCCUAUUUACACCUCGUAAGAAAAAAAGGCAGCUAAUUAGUUAGCAUAUAAAAGGACUUCUUGUUGCAGCAAUUAGAUCGCCCCUGAUGAAGGCACUAGACAGGAGUGUCGAAGCGUUAGGUCUUUGAAUUGUAACUUCUCGGUUAUAUUCAUUAAAUCUCUAAACCAGAGUCACAUCAAACCAUAAAAAUGUUGAAAAAAUUUUUGUUCGACGAGAAAUACAGUAAUUUUCGAUGGAAAGAUCAAAUUCGAAACUAAUAUCAAGAUCAUUUUCCCGAUACGGUUCAAAUAAAGUCGAUGUCCAUAUAAUGGGCAUAACAUCUAUUUAUAGCACUUGAAAACUUAUUUUAGUUAAGGACAUUUGUCCCAUUACUUUAAAAUGUUUGUUAACUGCAACCUCUGACUUGUUCUAUUCACCUCGCUCCCCGCUUAUAUUAUUGCCAGGGACUUGUCCUACAAUCAGUUGCAGUUUUUGCCUCGAGGGCUACUUAGCAAUAACACCAACCUGACAGAACUGUAAGUAAAACUGGUUGUGAAACAAAAAAGAAAAGCAAAGUUUCAGGUAAAAUAUAGAUAAUUAAUAAUGGUGGCCUUUAAACACUUAAAAAGUUUACUUAUAUCUGCUUCGACGUGAUCCGCUAUCGGAUGAAUUGAUUCAAUGAUUAGCGUUAUUUGGUUUUGGAUCUCAGAAUGCGUUCGGUGGGCCUACUAUUAAUUAUUGUCUAAAACGAAACGUCUCACGGUUUACUACAUGGAGCUAUUUUUCACUGAGGGAAUCUGCUGCAUAUUGGUUAUUCCUGGCCAUUGUUUGUGGGGUCAGGGGUAUUACAAAUGUCUCCAUUCGCCUAAUUUAAAUCUAAAAACACGUUGCGGUGUAUAACUGGUUGGCUCGUUUGGCUCCUGUUUAGCUCAUACCAGAAUACUUAAGUAGCGGGCUUUCAGCCCAUUUUUAAAGUAGGAUUUAAGUUCUUGAAUUGUUAUUUAGUUUACUGUUAUCUGAAUAAAUACUUUAAGGAAUUUGUCAAACAACAAAAUUCAGCGUCUACCCAUGGAUGUUUUUGGCAACCUCACUAAGAUGAAAAGGCUGUAAGUGGCAUUCAGCCCUAAGCGGCAAAGGGAAUUAUAAUGUAUAGUUUUUCAUAGAGCUUAAAGUAAACUUAUGCAGUAUAGUAAUAAUAACAAUAUUUUAGCAGGGAGCCCACUUCACCAAAAGGUGCUCCUCAGUGGGGCCCUGCAUUAUGACCAUUCUGAAAACAGAGCUGCGCGAACUUAGAUUUUGUGAUUAUUUCAAGAUGCGUAUUGGCUUUAUAUAAUUCUAACUUUUGUGGAGUUGAUCUUCAAGAACAAUUGAAAGAAAAUGGUCAAUAUUAAAUUCAAUUGUCUCACACUGCCUUUAUUUUCACGUGACUUGUGACUAUCAUUUUUUUUUCGCUGAGUAACCAAAGAACUCUGUUAAGAUUGAUUUGUGAUGUAAGUGACAUAAUAUCGUUUGGUGCAUCAGUACUGAAAAGUGAUGUCAUGAUAUGAAAACGCCCAUGUUAACAAUGAACGUGCAAAUGGUAUCUUUUACCUAAAUUCUCAGUACCAGAAGUAAACAGUUUAUGUACUCAGCAAAAAUGUGUCAAGUUUUAUAAUUCCUCAAAAUAGCUUUACCAGAACCAAUUGGGUUUUUUUUCAAUAAAGUUAAAGUCCUCCCUAUUCGGGGAGAACAAGAACUUUUCCAAGAAUCUCAAAUUCUAUUUUAACUGACUUCUUUUUCAUUCUAUAUAUUACUUUAGCUUUCUCUCCAGUAACAAACUUCAGCGCUUGCCAAGGUUCAAAAAUCUCUCCAAGUUGGAAAUAUUGUAAGUGAUUGACGCUUGUAAUGUAACUGGUUCAGUAAGUGUCUUGCUAAUGAGCAUUAAUUAAAGGAAGCGUUGGCCAAAAUCAGCUUCGGUACGGACUCUAUCUAUGGCAUCUUCUUAUGACAUAAAAGUUUAUUUGAGGAUGUUAAUUGAGUAAGUUAAAAGUUAAAAAUAUGCAUCCACUUUGGAAAGAGAUGCCAUCAACUAAGAAUUACCAAGAGUCAAAUGUUUAAGGUGAUAGAACAAAAUAUAACACAACACAUCCUGUACAAUACAUUAAUAACACUCUUCCCUUACGUUAGAAAUGAUCGCUGAUUGAUGAUUAACCUAAAUCAAAUUUCAAUGAUAAAUUGUUAUUUUUCUGAAAAAAUUGUUUACCGGCUAUUAAAACGUUUUCGUCAAUAUUGAGAUGAUUUGGGAUUUAAAUGAAAAUACAGGAUCCAUGGAUUCCAGUUUUUAACAAACAUUUUUCUGUAAGCUUUUCGACAUGUUCCAGAAAAGGGUUGUUUCAAUUAAAAGCAUAGAAUUCCGGGUGGUGCGAUUACAAAUGCGCGCUUUAACUUGAUUGCAAAAGUAAAUGGGCACACGUCCGAUCAUUCAUUUAAAUUUCACAAUAGCGUUACCAAGGUUUAACCAUUGUUUUCAUGGUGGCCAGCAUAGUUCUUUCGGUGAAGGCGUAAUAUGAUGGGACUUAAUUGUUUCUGUCGCAGUGCACGCAGCAACGUUUUGGUCCAAAUACACUUAUGGGACGUUUUUUCAGGAAGUGUUGGAGCACACUGAUUAGCACUAAAACAGUUUGCCAAAUACCAAGGCACUAAUACGCUUAUGAAGGAGGUUUCGAUUAUAAACAUGACUGACUUUAAUAAAAGAUGAAAUAGUUUCUAUAAUAUGAGACAGGGUUCAGGACAAAAUUAGUCUCGAGGUCCUUAAAAGAUAAAGCUGGGUCAAGGACUUAAGGACCUCUGAGUUUCGCAGUCAGCUGUGUGCUGCCAACCACCACUAAAGUCAAUAAAUACCUCCCCCCGUUGAAGACUCUAAUUAUACCGAGCGCCUGGUGCACUUUAUUGUGUAGGUACAUGUAUAACAACAGCCUCGCAGCCCUGUCACCUGAUCAGUUCCAAGGCCUGUCCAAACUGGAAGAACUGUAAGUAAACAUAGAAAUCAUACCUGACUGCACAAGUAACUAUUCUUGACCAAAUAUGUAUUUAACCAACUUUAAUUGAUAUUCAUUUUCUCGCCGAAUCGUUCAGCUUCCUUGUUUUACUCUUGGUUGGAGAACAUACAACUGCAAAAACAAGGAAGGAGUAAUUCUCGAAAGUACAAGUAUUCAAUAUUUUUGUAGUUUUACAGAGGGUCAGUAGAGCGAAUAGACCUUUCUUUCCUCCUCCCACCACUUUUGCCCAAAGUUCCGCUAAAUUUUUAAGCCAAUGUACUUUGAUUGGAUAAAGCUCAGAAAGUUUAGCAGAAUUCUGAAAAAGAUGCUCUGUCAUCCAAGAUAGCACCUACCACCUCGGAUUUCUCUUGGAAAAGACAGAAAAAGAAGUAGAUUAGAGAUAAAGGAAUUCCUCAAAAAAUUCAACAGAUAAAUGGAACAAUGCUUUUAAAGUAGUUCAAAUAUAAGCAUGCGCUAAGUUUUGACAUUUUCAGCAAGGUAACGGCAAAUUGCACAUCAGUCUAACUUUUACGCAUUUCUGACUGUGUUUUUUUGUACCUUUUUUUUUUUUUUCAAAAUUGGAUAGCUUUUAAAGAUAUCGUGGGGAGAGGGCAUUUAUCAAUCAAUAAAGAUAGGAAGGAAGUUUAUGUAAAUACGAGUUUUCUUCCAAAUUUUUCUAUAUUUCUGAUAAUAAUAAUUUGUCCUCUUUUUUGUUCAAGGGCUGUUUAUGAAAACAAUAUCGACUACCUGCCGCGUGAAGUUUUUAAAGGCAUGAAAAACAUGAUUUCUAUGUAAGUAUCUGUCUCUAAACUUUCCUAUAAAUAACAUUCUUUGCUAAUUUUCUGUCCAGUGUUGUUAUAAUUUAUACCUUGAUGCUUGUCAAUUGACGCUCUACACUUUUCAUUGUUUCAUCGUUCUCUAGGAGCUUUUAUUUUAACAAUAUCCGUGCCGUUACCAAUGAACAAUUCAAAGAUGUCGCUCCAACUAUUCGGUUCCUGUGAGUAUGAGUAAACUGAUAAUAUCCCAGGUGUGUUCAAACUACUUCGAGUUCAAGGGAGACAGAUAUCGUUGGUGCGACCUACACGUGCCGUAAACUUACGGAUUAGCGCCCAUUUCCCAUUUUAAUGAAUGGACAAGUGAUAGCAUUGUGCCGCUACUAGAAGUUAGGAUCGGCUUUAUACACUAAUGCACAAUUUAUACUUUUAUUUGCGCCCAAAUGUUAUACUCCUUUGGAUGAUCAUAUCUGGUCACGAGAAAAAGUUUGGGAAAAACUUAAGGGAGGGCCCCUCCCCAUAAAGUACCCUCUCGGUAAUGGGGGACCCACCGUUUCAGCCUUAAUUUGAAAUGAGUGCACCAGGUGCUCAUUCGAGGAUUAACAGCAUAUGAAUAUAACAAAUAAAGACACUUCGGCAUAGCUUGUGUAAGUAUGUUUUACACGCUCAAUGACGAGUUAUUCGUAUUCGGUGUCAGUUUUCUAUCAAAUAGUUGUUGAGAAUUGGGCGAGAAAAGGAAAAAGAGAGAGCCGAAAAACUGAUUAAUACAUAAUGGUAAUAGGACAGAGUGGAGUCCAAUUCGGUCUGUAAUCAUACGAGUGAUCAACAAAAUCAGACGAUCGCGAGGUGGGAGUCCGAUUUGUUAAUCACGAGUAUGAUUACAGACAGAAUUGGAUAAGAAGAAGUCCUGUUACCAAGUAAUCAUAGCCAUUUCAAUUUCCGAAAAAACAAAUACACCUAAAACAAAUAUCUCCAGUGAAGACAAUAUCUUUAGUUAAAAAUUCCUCCAUUUUGAAAAUUCCCUAAUUUUUCUUUGAAUAAUUGGUUGUUGCUAUGAUUAUUUCGAUCAUUUCUGUGCUUGGCGGAUUAGCUGAGUGGAGUUAGCAUGAUUGGCUGCUUCAACUGUCCGAUUACAGUAGCCCGAUUACAGCCAACUGUCCGAUUACACUGUCCUAUUACAACUGUACAGAAUGAUUAGUGAAAAAUGAAGCUGCACCAAUAACAUUCGAGGAAUUUGUAAUGGUUGUGAUUAAUAGACUAAAGAUGUCGAUGUAAUCGAGAAUUAGCAAGCAAAGUUUGAUUGAAUGUCUUUCCUUAAAUUUGCAGGUACUUCCACUACAACGAAUUGCGAGAAUUACCGGAGGGUUUCUUUUCAAACAUGAAUAAUCUAAUCACUGCGUAAGUCAAGUGGAAUAUUCUGGAUGCGAGGAGUUGAAAAUAGAAAAAUUUCAUUUGCCAGUGCCCAGUUAUACUGUAAUUAGAGUAUUACUAUCACACUUUCAUUUUCUUAAAAGUUGAGAUCCUGUGAAGGAUCAAAUUUGUCUUUUGUCCCUUUUGUUGUUCAUUUGAACUCUUUUUAUGAACCGUAGGACUGUAGACACCAACCUGAUGUGUUGCCAUUUGACGAAGGAGGACGCAGAUUGCGACUUUGCUUAUGUCGACAGCUUUGCCAGUUGUGAAACUUUGUUCAGAAAUCGAGCUCCUAGGGAGUGCCUCUGGGUGAUUGGAAUUAUGUCGUUGGUUGGUGCUGUGUUUGUCAUUGUGUGGCGGUCGGUGUUUAGGGAGACGAAGAAGAAAAACAAGAUACAGUCCAUCAUGUUGAUACAUUUGGCUGGGUCUGAUGGACUUAUGGGUGUCUACCUCAUAACUAUAGGUGUGGUGGAUGCCAUUUGGGCCGGGGAGUAUUAUUUGCAUGACUAUUACUGGCGUUCAAGUUUGACAUGUCAGAUAACAGGUGCCAUUGCCGUGUUGUCAAGUGAGGUGUCUGUAAUGACAAUUUGUUUGCUCUCCGCCGACCGGAUGAAGAAUGUUCUGUUCCCCUCUCGUGGAAAGUCCCUUUCACUUAAGGUUACGCACCUUUUGUGCUUCCUUAUCUGGAUUGUUGGUGGCAUAAUUGCCUUUAUUCCCACGGUGGGCUUUGACUACUUCGGUAGUCGCCAGAAAGGUCAUCACUUUUAUGGCAGAUUAGUUGUAUGUCUGCCAUUGCAGCUUUCUACUGAUAAGUCGUCGGGCUGGGAGUACUCUGUUGCCAUGUUUGUUGGUUUAAACUUUACCCUUGUGCUCUUUGUCGUUGUGGCAUAUGCGAUGAUAAUCUAUAAGUCUUGCGCAUCAAACAGGCUCAUGGCUAAGCAAGGGAGCAAAAGAGAGAGGAGAAUGAAAGCCAAGUCAAGGGUAGCCGGUCUAAGGAGGGAGGCCUCGCUCGCCAAAGGAGUGUUCUUCAUUGUUCUUACCGACUGUGUCAGCUGGCUGCCUAUUGUGGCGAUUGGAAUGAGGUCUCUCUUGGAAAAAUCCUUCCGUACACCGGGUGACCUCGCAGUUUGGAUCGCAGUCUUUGUUCUGCCAGUUAACUCUGCCAUUAAUCCCAUUCUCUACACCUUGUCUACCCCACAGGUACAUGUACUAAUAACUUGAACAGUUGGAAAAAUAUAUAUACAGCUAAUAAAUUAAAUUUUGCACUUAUAUCAUCACUCACAGAUCACAGAUUACAUCUAAAUUAGACAAGAAUAAAUAAGUGGAACACGAACCGCCAAGAAGUGUCAAGAAGUGUGUUUUACCGUAUUUUAUAUUAGCUGGUCAACUUGAUUUCCGCCAUUUCUGGGAUCCCUCUGCCUCAGAACUCUCUUCUGAAUGUAAAACGUGCACGUUUUCAUUGUAUCGCACUCGGUUUGAGAAUGGCUGGAAAGCUGCACAAACAUAGUUUGCAUUUGUGGGGAAAUUAAAGACUCGAAGGGUUCAGAAACUGGUGAAGAAGCACUAUUUACUGAUUAUAACUUCGUGCUUUAUUUCGAUGUAUUAAGGUCCGAGGAGUCAUCAGAGCCAAACUCCAACCAUUGUGGGAUUAUCUGGUGGCAAAACUCGGCCGAAAUCAAGAUGUUGAAGGUAAUUUUUGACACUUUUAAAUAAUAUUUCUUCAUUCUGGGAAGCGUUUUUCCCGUUCUUUAAUUUUUUGGUUUCAUCCUAUAAAGUUACCUUUAAAACAAGUUUAAGAACAGGUUUACCGUGGGUUAAUUAAUCAGAUCGGCUCGUAAGCCAAGAGAUACUUUUUGUUACCUAUAUGAAUAAGAAACAAACAGAUGUAUAUAUUUAGUGGCGCGCGAGCUUGUGUAUUUCAUGUAAACACAUAGGUAGACUCAACCUCAAAUGAUAAAAAAGACGUUGCCUUAUGAAUGAAUAAUUUUGUUAUUGCUGAUGUUUUGUCCACUUGCUUGUAUUUUUCCGUCAGUUCAAGAUCAGGGAAUAGAGAUGAGAGUUAUCGAAGAAGGUAUGCACCAUUCACUUCUCCACAGACUAGAGCACAUUUCAGAACGCAACACCUGGCAUUUAAAUACCAAGCGAAACAGAAAAGCCAAAGAAAAGCAUUCAUGUAACUUUGAAGUAAUUCGGUUCGACCUUUUUACCAGUUUAAGAAACGCGUAAAAAGUAAUUUAGCCUCCAGUUUGAAGUUUACAGACAACCAUAUUUUGAGUCAAUUUAAUGACUGUAAUUUUUCGUUAUGUAAUAUACUUAAUCCUACUUUGACUGAUUCUUAAUUACUAUUUAGUGGAGGGAAAACCUAUAGAUUUUGUCAUCACUAACAAUAUUUCGCUUUUUAUGUCGUAAAACAAAUACAAGUCGCUCACAUAAAAAUGGAAAUGGGCUAAGAACAUCAGAGAGUUAAUCGGCUGAGUCCACUGCACCACGUUUUUGAUGUUACCACAUUCCGACGUCAUCUGUGAUCUAUGAGUGAACAGACGUACGGCAAUAUAAGCUACUUGCUCGGUCGAUCCUGAAAAGUUUUUAAAGAAUGGUUUUAGUAAUUAAGGUAUCAAAGCCACAAAGAGAUAUUCGGAAAGAGCAAAGGCGGAGCGUAAAUGAUUUAGGAUGGAGAAGUUACACGAUGCAGGGACCAAAUGCAAAAAGCACGAUGUAGCUCGUUUAACAAAUUUGGCGAUUUGGCCAACUACAACAACCUGAGCAAACACUUUUUAACCUCAUUCCCUUUUUGUGUUUAUUUCAUUGAACACAGUACAAAACCAAGAGGAAGUGGGGAGCGCUGACGAUAGUGAGGAUGAGUCGCAAGAAGAACAAGGAGAUGGUGAGCACCAUGCAGGAUCAGGCGAAAAGAAUGAACAACCUCCUGAAUCCCAGCAAGUUGAACGUGAACAAGACGAAGAACCAAAACAAGGAAAAGAAGAAGCCACUGAACUGCAGCGAGUUGAACGUGAACAAGACGAAGAACCAAAACAAAGCCAAGAAGAAGCGACUGAACAGCAGGAAGUUCAACGUGAACAAGACGAAGAAGAACCCACUGAACAGCAGCACGUUGAAUCUAAAGGAAACGAGGCACCAAAAGAUAACCAUGAAGAACCCACUAAAAAGCAGGAAUUUGAACAAGAUCAUCAAGCAGAUUCAAAGGGAAGCAAAGAAGUAAGUGAAACGCAACGAGAAAAAGAGGAACUAAAUGACGACGAUGAAAAACCUGAGCGAAAGCUAAAAGGAGACGACCAGGGAUCCAAACAACAGGGCACUCAAGAAGAAGAAGAAGAAGAAAAAGAACCGAAUGUCGACCAUGCAGAGCCUGAUGAGCUAAAGGAUAUGAGUAAACAGAAGAAAAAGUCGAAAAGAAAUGAAAAAGAAAGAGAACAGCAACAAGAUGAGCAGGAGCAAGAAGAACACCCUGAAGAAACCGAAAAGCAGCAAGUUGAUUGUGAUCAAGAAGGACGAGAACAAGACCAUAAGGAUCCUAAACUCGAGCAAAUUGGACAAGAAAAACCAAAAGGAGACGAUGAAGAUCUUAAGAAAGUCGAAGUGGAUUAUGAACAACCAAAAGAAACCAUGAAGAACCUAUGA